UCUCUCUCUCUCUCUCUCUCUCUCACACACACACACACACACACACGCGCGCACUGUCUCUGCUGUUCACGUUCCCAGAUAGAAGUACCAAGAAAAUAAUCUUUCAUUGAUUCAUCUCGUCGGACAGCAUGGCCUCUGGUGUCACAGUCAGUGAUGAAGUCAUCAGAGUCUUCAAUGACAUGAAAGUACGAAAGUCCUCGACCUCAGACGAGGUGAAAAAGCGCAAAAAGGGAGUGCUGUUCUGCCUCAGCGAUGACAAGAAGAAGAUCGUGGUAGAAGAAGGCAGGCAGAUCUUAGUCGGAGACAUUGGAGACAGUGUCGAUGACCCAUACGCCUGCUUCGUGAAGCUCCUUCCUCUCAACGACUGCAGAUACGGCUUAUACGAUGCCACUUACGAAACUAAAGAGUCCAAGAAAGAAGACUUGGUAUUUAUAUUUUGGGCCCCUGAAGGUGCGCCGUUAAAAAGCAAGAUGAUUUAUGCUAGCUCAAAAGAUGCCAUUAAGAAGAAGUUUACAGGAAUCAAACACGAAUGGCAGGUUAAUGGUUUAGAUGACAUUCAGGACCGCUCAACCCUGGCAGAGAAGUUGGGUGGAAACGUGGUCGUAUCGCUGGAGGGGAGACCAUUGUAAACUCAACAGCCAUGUGCCAUCUGGAAUCCACACGCUCUCAUCUAUCAUAUGAUCAUGAAGGAAUAAUCCUAGUUGUCUUUAUUUCCUUUUUUUAGUUUGUUUUUUGCUGUUGUUUUUUUUUUCCACACUAAGGAGAUCUCAUUAACACAUGUAAGAAAAAAUCUACCAGCUGAAUGCUAGCUUACUUUUGCAGUUAACUUUUAUACGUCCCUAAAGAACUUUCUCUUUGUGUUUUGCCAAAUGACAGAAGAAAGCUUGGAUGAUCAGAUAUUAAGAGUUGAUUUUUUAUUAUGCUGUAAGAGAAUGCUGUACGUUAAUGCCUCACAGCAAUGUGUUAACCGGUGACGAGCACUUUACACGUUUGAAACUAUUUAUUUGAACUCUUCUGACUAAUCUGGCUCAUUUGACAUGGCGAUUACAUUUAGUCUAUGCAGAUAAACAAAGCACUUUUGGUUUUUACUCUCCCAGUUGAAGGAGGACUAUGGGAUUUCUGUCUGUGUCAGAACCGGGAUAGAAGUUAGCACAGUUGUCAUUGCUGUUACACAUACGGACAUAAACAGAUGGGUUCUGAACUCUUCACUGCAGCCUUUGAUUCAAACACACCUCUGAACGUGAAGCCCAGCUGCUUGGAAUGAUCUCUCUUCUAUUAACACUACAUGAAAACACAGCAUUAUCUGUAAAGUUGGCAAUAUUUGCGGCCUGAAGUGAAACAUUGUUUCUGAGAUCGAGGAAGGUGCCACUGUGAAAUAAAAUCUUGUGGCAGGA
This is a messenger RNA of Carassius gibelio (silver crucian carp), 1394 nucleotides long. RefSeq names its product cofilin 2 (muscle) (gene cfl2). The record is from RefSeq and is a predicted model, not a curated record. NCBI's taxonomy places the organism in Eukaryota, Metazoa, Chordata, Actinopteri, Cypriniformes, Cyprinidae. The transcript is spliced from 4 exons. Gene Ontology annotation, biological process: actin filament fragmentation; actin filament severing; cell motility. Gene Ontology annotation, cellular component: cytoplasm; actin cytoskeleton; actin cortical patch. The coding region runs from base 129 to 629 and encodes 166 amino acids. Gene Ontology annotation, molecular function: actin filament binding.